AUGGCAUAAUUAAAUUAUGUAAUAAAUUAAUAAGGCCAAAAAGAAGUGAAUAAAUAAUGUGAAUUUUUAUAACAUUAUGACUUGAUUGAGAGACUCAUGAAGCACCAUUAAUGUUUCAAAUAUUAAUUAAAUUAUAUUAACAUAAUUUUCUAUAAGUUACUUGAAUAUAUAUAUAAAAAACAAAAGGACUCUCAAUAAUAGAUUUAGGGGGAAUGUUUUCUAACUUAAAUGAUUUAUUUUCUCCACAAUUUAUCUGGAAUAGAUUUCCAUCUUCUUGUUAACAAUUUGAUUAAGAUAUUAUAUGGUAAUGAAAGGAAAAUCAAAAUUAAAGCAACAAGUAGUUGACAUGAUGAUAUAUCACUAUUAUAAUGGUUAAGAUAAUACCUAAUUAUUAUUGAAGCUAUCAAUUUUAACAUCAUAGAGAUUAUAUUUAAACAUAGACAUAUUUUGAUCAUUUACUUCUUGUUAAUUAACAUAUGGAAGAACAAUAUUUUUUCCAGAAUAAUUAAGACAUCA
Molecule: messenger RNA, 516 nt
Organism: Paramecium sonneborni
Lineage: Eukaryota; Ciliophora; Oligohymenophorea; Peniculida; Parameciidae
Source: the annotation of a GenBank genome assembly